CGAUUGUUUAUAAAUAAUAAGAAUAACAAAACAUACGUAUUUUAUGGCUGCUUCGUGGUUGAAAGUAGUAAUAUUGUCAAGUGUAAUGUAACGUUGUAUGAAUGUUGACUCGCAAUAUUACAGUCCUCGUUAAGAGUCGUUUGUUGUAUUUGAAUAUUUUAUGCUAGGAUCAUUUGUUUGAACAUAGCAUAUGAUGUGUUUUCUCAUGAGACUUGUUUUACGUAUUCUUAUUCCUUGGACAGCUAACUGCGUGUGAAGUCAGAUAUUUUAUAUAGCUACACGUGUUAACGCAUUUUACCUUUCAGUGGGUGUUUUGUUUAUAUCAACUUAAUAAAAUGUCAUCUGAUGUGGAACAGAGUCCAACGAAAAUUGAAAAAGCUACAAAUAUUUUUUUGGCAUCACAAGAAGCAUCAGCUGCUAAUAUAGAUUGUUCAAGCAUAAGAAUAAAGACUGCUCUUGUCGACCCAGAUGAGAAGCAGUAUGAUCUCCUACAUCAGUAUCUUAAACAGCGCCUCGACGAUGGCAAUGGGGAGACCAUAUUUGAUAUUGGCCUGGGGGAAGAUGGGGGAGAGAGCGGUCUGAAGCCGGACGAGUACGACGCGUCGUUGGCGACCUUGCAGUCCCUGGCCAGCACUCUGGGCGCCGACUGCGUGCUGCUGCGGCAGAGGAAGAUGGAGCAGGGCCAGACGGGGCAGUACCUCGUGCGCAGAAGGGUCGACAUAGAGGACUUCAUGGAGAUCAGGGUGGCCGUGGUGGGCAACGUCGACGCGGGGAAGUCCACGCUGCUGGGGGUGCUCACUCACGGGGAGCUGGACAACGGGAGGGGCCACGCACGACAGAGGCUGUUCCGCCACAAGCACGAGAUGGAGUCGGGCCGCACCAGCUCCGUCGGGAAUGAUAUCCUGGGCUUUGACAGUUGCGGAAACAUUGUUAACAAGCCAGAGCAUGGGUCCCUGGAUUGGGUGAAGAUCUGCGAGAAGUCCUCGAAAGUGAUAACUUUCAUAGAUCUCGCUGGUCACGAGCGCUAUCUCAAAACAACCGUGUUUGGCAUGACGGGGCACGCUCCAGACUUUGGCAUGCUGAUGGUGGGGGCCAACGCUGGCAUCGUGGGCAUGACGAAGGAGCACCUGGGCCUCGCCCUGGCCCUCAGCGUGCCGGUGUUCGUGGUCGUCACCAAGAUAGACAUGUGCCCGCCCAACGUGCUGCAGGACACCCUCAAGCUGCUGGUUCGCAUCCUCAAGUCCCCCGGCUGCCGCAAGGUGCCCGUCAUGGUCAAGAGCGGUGACGACGUCAUCAUCAGCGCCACCAACUUCGUGUCCGAGAGGUUAUGCCCCAUAUUCCAAGUGUCCAAUGUAACUGGGGAGAAUCUUGAGCUGCUGAAGAUGUUCCUGAACCUGCUGAUGACACGCCAGGUCAGCCGCGAUGACGAACCAGCCGAGUUUCAGAUCGAUGACCUCUACUCCGUGCCGGGUGUGGGCACAGUGGUGUCCGGUACCACGCUCAAGGGCGUGAUCCGUCUGAACGACACCCUGCUCCUGGGGCCUGACCCGCUGGGGCACUUCAUCCCCAUUGCGGUGAAGAGCAUUCACCGCAAGCGCAUGGUGGUCAGGGAGGUGCGCGGCGGACAGACUGCCUCCUUCGCUCUCAAGAAGAUCAAGCGCAACGCCCUGCGUAAGGGCAUGGUGAUGGUGUCCCCAGCGCUGAAUCCCAAGGCAUGCUGGGAGUUUGAGGGGGAGAUCCUGGUUCUGCACCACCCGACAACCAUCAGCACUCGCUACCAAGCCAUGGUGCACUGCGGCAGCAUCCGGCAGACGGCAUCCAUCUUGUCGAUGUCGCAAGACUGCCUGCGCACCGGAGACAAGGCGCUGGUGCAUUUCCGCUUCAUCAAGCACCCGGAGUACAUCAAGGCCGGCCAGAGGAUGGUGUUCCGGGAAGGACGUACGAAGGCGGUGGGCAAUGUGUUACGCAUCAUACCACAGGCAAACCCUGGUGCUCAGAUGUCUCGCUCCAAGCCCAACAAGAUGCAGUCCAGGCAACAGCAGGCCUCCCACUCUCAGCAGCAACAGCAGCACACGCUGGCGUCGUCUGUAGGUCUGCCACAGGCUGUCGAGCAGUUGUCAUCAGUGGGCGUUACAGACGCAGAUUCUCCGUUCGAGGUGACAGCGGACAAGCGGGAGAACAUGCCGCAGCGCUCGGGGCGCAAGAGUCGUGGUCGCAGGGGGGGCAGAGGCCGCUCGGGCGGGCAAGGGGCCAGCGCCGGCAGCAGUGCGGGCGGACCCAAGCCUCUGGGGGAGCAGAACCCGGUGGCCACUCGCCCCAACAAGGCUUGAGCCGGUCCCAGCUCCUCGUUUGCGUUUUCAAAGGUGGACGUAUAGUCUCACUUUGCGAUCUCAUUACCCCAGACAGCCUUGUUUUGCCUGUCGCAGAUGUUCGUGCCCCAGGAUGUUGAAGGUUGCUGCAGGUGAGCAAGUGUGAUGCAGGCAGAGCUCUGGUUACCUCCCAUAAGACCAUAAGCAAAGUCUUAAAUUGAGAUGUGUGUGUGCUACAAGUUAAAGUGGAGCACAGUUUAGAAACAAGAGUUCCUUAGUUAUAUGUUUAUAAGCAAGUAGCUACAGCAUCUUGUCCUCUAUGCACGUACUGGUAUUGUGAAGCAGCAGAAACGUGAGUAUCCAGACACAACCAUUGACAGUUUUACAGCAGUGCUUCAGAUUCUUUAUGGUGUCAUUUACCUAUAUAAUUAUAAUUUUAGAAAGCACCAUUUUCAUAUCAUUUUCCUAAAUGAAUGUCACGUUAGUGUAAAGUUUAAUCACCACAAGGUGGUUCUUUAGUGGAUUAUCUUUGUUUCCUAUUUUGUACUUUCUGUUUGACACUUUUAAAAGUACUGCUUUGAAUUGGUUUGAAAUUUUUUUUAAUGUGCUGGAUGCUUAUUUUUUGUGUAAGCAGUUCAUGUUUUCUUCUUUAAUACAGUUAUUUGUAACUUAUCACAUAUAAUUCAGUGUAAUGCGUUCAACUUCCUGUACUUAUAACUCUGGUAACUUGGGAACUGCCUGUGCCAAUAUUGUCUCACUACCUGAAAGUUCUUACUAUUUUGGUAGAAAUUUUAAAUGGAGCUGCACAUAUAAUUUGUUAAUCCUUGUAAGAACUCAUGUGGAAACAUUGGAAAAGUGAUGUUAAUAUUGGUGUGUUUUUAUAACUAUAUCAGAUAGGAAUAAAAGCAUGAAACAUACUUAUUUGCUCUCUUUCCAUCAGUAUGGAUGGUAUAUGCUGCACACACACACACACAUAUAUACACAAUUUUAUUAUAAGUCUAACACUAUAACAAAGAUAAAGAGACAGGCAUUAUUUUUUUUAAUUACUUGACCUAUCAAUAAAGUGUUUGCGUGUGAUUGUUAUGUUGUAAUUGGUGUGCAUUCAAUGUUAUGCAUGUCCUACUAAUUUACAUUUUUUAAAAAAAGAACAAAGCAUGGUACCAUAUUUUUUCCCCAAUUGUUUUAGUACCCUCAUGUUUUCACAAAUAUGGUUUGUGUAUCAUGUAUAAGUGAUGUUUUAAUUAAAAAAUAAGAAAGAUAUUUUACUUGCUCCUUCAGAAUGUAAUGACAAAUUUCUCUGACUACUAAAUUUAGUAGAAGUGGGGAAAAAAAUUUCUUUAAGGGUGAAUUUGGUUCAAGGUUAACGAAGACUACAGUACGCAACAGAAUUAUCAGCAGCCUGAAUUUACAUGCCUUUAUAUUUUAACUAAAAAAAACUGCUAUAUCUGAACUUUUUACUAUGUAACUUAAAUUGUGUAGUCCAAAUUAAAUGUAAAAUAAUUGUGUCUAUGAUGCAGUUACACCAUUGUCAAAAUCUAGCUCCUGUGGUAUUACAAGUUUGUAGAUGUAGCAAUAUGACAAUGUUCAGAAGUAUUAUAGAUGUGCUAGUUUUAUUGUUCUAUGUAUUUCUUCUGUUUACAUUGACACACAACUCUGCCAUUAAUUAAACCUCCCAAGCAAUCAGCAUGGGGCUCUGUAAACACAGGGAUUAAAAUUCACAUUGAGUGGAUCUGCAAAGCUCUUUAUAUUUGAGUCAAGCUUAAGUUCUAUGUGAGAGUGUUAUGAAAUGUUAUGCAAGUGCAUGAAGGUGUUUGCAAUAUUGUUGCUCUAUCUGUAUUUAUAAAUUUUUAAAUAUAAAAAAGUGAAAAGUGUGAUAGAUAUAAUUUUUAAAUACCAUUGUAAGCAAGAAAUUUUAAUUGGCAUCUUUCAACAAAUAGAAGAAAAUUAAUAUUAUUUAGCUGGAAUGAUGUUCAUCAGUGACUGUAUUUUUGGUACAUUUCAUUUAGCCCAGACUAAUUAGAUGAGAAAUGUUUAACUGAAUUUUGGUACAGUGUUACUGUUGGCUUUAAUGAACAUAAAAUCCUAGUAAUUUC
This is a messenger RNA of Bacillus rossius redtenbacheri, 4402 nucleotides long. It is a transcript of the gene GTPBP1, whose product is annotated as GTP-binding protein 1. Gene Ontology annotation, molecular function: translation elongation factor activity; GTP binding; GTPase activity. The transcript is spliced from 12 exons. Lineage: Eukaryota; Metazoa; Arthropoda; Insecta; Phasmatodea; Bacillidae. The record is from RefSeq and is a predicted model, not a curated record. The coding region runs from base 336 to 2330 and encodes 664 amino acids. Gene Ontology annotation, biological process: translational elongation.